Messenger RNA from Eubalaena glacialis (North Atlantic right whale), 916 nucleotides. RefSeq names its product histone H2A.Z. Lineage: Eukaryota; Metazoa; Chordata; Mammalia; Artiodactyla; Balaenidae. The record is from RefSeq and is a predicted model, not a curated record. Gene Ontology annotation, molecular function: DNA binding; structural constituent of chromatin; protein heterodimerization activity. The transcript has 5 exons. Bases 181 to 567 code for a protein of 128 amino acids. Gene Ontology annotation, cellular component: nucleosome.
UGGGAUGAGCAAUCCGAGUUCCCGGAUGAGGGAACAUUCUGCAGUAUAAAGGGAGCGGGGAAGGCGGGAGACAGCGCAGUUUGAAUCGCGGUGCGACGAAGGAGUAGGCGGCAGGUUCUCGCUAGGUGUUUGACUAGUCCUCUCUCUGCCUUGCUUGUUUGAGCUUCAGCAGAAUUUGAAAUGGCUGGCGGUAAGGCUGGGAAGGACUCCGGAAAGGCCAAGACAAAGGCGGUUUCCCGCUCGCAGAGAGCCGGUUUGCAGUUCCCGGUGGGCCGUAUUCAUCGACACCUGAAAUCUAGGACGACCAGCCAUGGACGUGUGGGCGCGACUGCCGCUGUGUACAGCGCAGCCAUCCUGGAGUACCUCACCGCAGAGGUACUUGAAUUGGCAGGAAAUGCAUCAAAAGACUUGAAGGUAAAACGUAUUACCCCUCGUCACUUGCAACUUGCUAUUCGUGGAGAUGAAGAAUUGGACUCUCUCAUCAAGGCUACAAUUGCUGGUGGUGGUGUCAUUCCACACAUCCACAAAUCUCUGAUUGGGAAGAAAGGACAACAGAAGACUGUCUAAAGGAUGCCUGGAUUCCUUAUUAUCUCAGGACUCUAAAUACUCUAACAGCUGUCCAGUGUUGGUGAUUCCAGUGGACUGUAUCUCUGUGAAAAACACAAUUUUGCCUUUUUGUAAUUCUAUUUGAGCAAGUUGGAAGUUUAAUUAGCUUUCCAACCAACCAAAUUUCUGCAUUCGAGUCUUAACCAUAUUUAAGUGUUACUGUGGCUUCAAAGAAGCUAUUGAUUCUGAAGUAGUGGGUUUUGAUUGAGUUGACUGUUUUUAAAAAACUGUUUGGAUUUUAAUUGUGAUGCAGAAGUUAUAGUAACAAACAUUUGGUUUUGUACAGACAUUAUUUCCACUCCGGUGGAUA